CGUCAACAUAUAAAAACCUAGCCAGCCGAGAAAACGAAAGAUCGCACGACUCCGAGACAUGGAGAUGGAGUCUGGAGUGCUGACGGAGCAACGCCGCGAAAUCGAAGAGGCCAAAACCUUAAACUCUGAUCUCGACUUGGCAUUCAAUCUCCAAAUGCAAGAAGCGAUGACAGCCUCCCUUUCCAUCCUCAAUCAUCCUCCCUCAACGUUCUCGCCAUCUUCCUCCUCCACUCCCAAAAACGAAGAAGCAAAAGCAGAAGCAGAAGAUUUCGACUGCUGCUCGAAUUUUUUCCUGGAGGAUAUCGAGAGGCUGGAUCAAGAACGCAAGGACCGUGAAGAAAGUGAGAAUCUAAUGAGAGAAAUGAGAGAAGAUCUGGACCGUCGAAUGCACGAUCAAAAAGUCGCUAGCGAAAUCAUGAACAUCCCUGACGAAGAAUGGGAGGAAUACGGAGAUGAUUACGAAGACCCGUUCGAGAAUGGAGAGAGGGUUAGUUUUUUCAAGGUGUAUAGCAAGGGAGUGGAGAGUGAAGAGAGGAUCAGGGAUAUGAAGGUAAUUGUGGGUGGAAUUGGAGUUGCCAUUUGUGAUUCUAAGGAUAAUUUGAUCUUUGAAGUUAGCAAGGGUAUAGAUGUUGGUGCAGAAGGCAGUAGUAGUAAUAAGAGUUGUGCAGGGGUUUCAGUGGAGCUCCAGGCUUUGAUUGAAGGGUUAAAUGCUGCUUUUGCUUUGGAUUUGAAAAACCUCACCUUCUUUGUUGACCACUCUAUGCUCUACCAAUAUGUUACUGGUGCUGUUCAACCACAAAAUGGUAAGAUUUCGACCUUGGUGAAUCAGGUGUCUCUUCUUCAGAAAAAGUUUGCAGAUUGUAAGCCGUCCCUUGUAGCAUGCUCUGAUGUCAAGUUUGCAUUUAGAUUUGCAAAAGACGCCAUAGUUUCUCAGAUCACUUGGCCUGCAGAAAAUAGCAAAGGCAAAAGGAAACUGAAAGAGACUUGUGUAAUAUGCUAUGAAGAUACAGAUGUAGAUCAGAUAUUCUCAGUUGAUGGCUGUUUUCAUAGAUAUUGCUUUCCCUGUAUGAAACAGCAUGUUGAAGUGAAGUUACUUCAAGGGACAAUGGCUAAGUGUCCUCAUGAAGGCUGUAAAUCUGAAGUUAGUAUUGAGACUUGUGGGGAAUUCCUGGACCCAAAAUUAGUUGAGAUAAUGAGCCAAAGGAAAAAGGAAGCUUCUAUUGCUGUUACAGAGAAAGUUUACUGUCCAUAUCCAAGAUGCUCUGCAUUAAUGUCAAAAAGUGAGGUUUUGGAAUAUACAAAUUCAUCAUUUGUUGGUGGUGAAAAAUCUGGAGCCAGGAAAUGUGUAAAAUGUCAUUUCUUUUUCUGCAUCAACUGCAGAGUUCCAUGGCACUACAAUAUGACCUGUUAUGAUUAUAAAAGAUCAAAACCUCAUCCCCGCACGGAAGAUAAGAUGCUUGAUAGUCUUGCAAAAAGAAAACUUUGGCGCCAAUGUGUGAUGUGCAAAAAUAUGGUGGAACUUGCUGAAGGCUGCUAUCAUAUCACUUGCAGAUGUGGAUACGAGUUCUGUUAUACCUGUGGAGCUAAGUGGAAGAACAAGAAACCUACAUGUAGCUGUCCGAUCUGGGAUGAGAGGAACAUCAUUCGCGAUGGGAGAAGGCGAUGAUCACGGUUGCCGUGAAAUGACAUUUUAGGCUUAUUUUCCUCUCUCGGCUUUUGUUCAAUUACCAAGUAGAAAACCUUCAUUUUGUAUAUAUGCUUAUGGGUGAAAGUCUCAAAUCUUGAUUCUCCCCAAGGAGUUCCUGUUUUUCAGGGACCAUUAAUUAUAAUAGCAAGCAAAACCUUUAAAUUA
Molecule: messenger RNA, 1852 nt
Organism: Populus trichocarpa (black cottonwood)
Lineage: Eukaryota; Viridiplantae; Streptophyta; Magnoliopsida; Malpighiales; Salicaceae
Product: E3 ubiquitin-protein ligase RSL1
Exons: 3
Coding region: 59-1666 (535 amino acids)
Biological process (GO): positive regulation of proteasomal ubiquitin-dependent protein catabolic process; protein polyubiquitination; ubiquitin-dependent protein catabolic process
Cellular component (GO): ubiquitin ligase complex; cytoplasm
Molecular function (GO): ubiquitin protein ligase activity; RNA-DNA hybrid ribonuclease activity; zinc ion binding
Source: RefSeq, a predicted model, not a curated record